AUGGCACCUUUGAAGAUACUUUUAUCGGCCAUGGACGGUCAGGGCCAUGUUAAUGCUGUCCUUGGACUUGCUGGAAUCUUAAAACAACAUAAUCAUGAGUUGAUAUUUGCUCUUUCACCGGCUUGGGAAUCAUCCAUUAAAAGCAAAGGAUACCAAUUCAUAGCUUUGAAGAAAGAUAAAGUUGAAGAGGAAAAUAAAAGUGAAAAUCCAUUUGAAUCUUUACUCAACUUCUUGAAUCAACAACUGGAGAUAUUGAGGAAAGAACCAAUGGAAGCUUUGCAACAAUUUGAUCAACAAAAACUGGUUUCAACUUAUUUAGGAUUCACAUCUGACUUUAUGGCGCUUGACAAACCAUUUGAAAAAGUAAUUGAACAAAUUAAGCCAGACUUGAUCAUUAUUGAUUAUGUUUACCGAAUUCCAACUUUAAUCAAGACCAAAAUACCAUGGAUUCAACUGUGGUCCUGUAAUCCAAUUGCUGUUUACAAGGAAUCGUGUCCACCUGAAGGAACUGGCUUUUCCGUUUACAGUCCCAAAGAAGAGUGGUCAGAAUAUAGAAAGCUGUAUUCCAUUAAGUAUGCACCUCUUCGUGAAAUGCUUAACGAAUUCAUGAUAAAUUCAGGUGUUGAACCUUAUAAAGAACACGAAUCAAUGGCCUUGUUUGAAUCCCCAUACUUGAAUAUUUACAAUUAUCCUGAGGCUUUGGAUUAUACCGAUGUUGCUCCUCGACCAGAUAAAUGGUAUAGAAUGGAUGCCGUUAUCCGUGAACCCGAUGAUAAAGAACCUUUCAAAGUACCAGAAAAUUUAAUCAAUAAACCAGGAAAGCUUAUCUACUUUUCCCUUGGCUCAAUGGGAUCGGUUGAUUUAGAUUUGAUGAAAAGAGUUAUCGGAUGUUUAGCCAAAUCUCCUCAUCGUUUCAUUAUAUCCAAAGGUCCACAUCAUAAACAAAUUGAUUUACCAGACAAUAUGUGGGGUGAUCGAUACGUUAAUCAGAUUGGUAUCCUUCCACAUGUCGAUUUAGUAAUAACACAUGGUGGGAACAAUACGUUCAUUGAAAGUCUCUACUUCGCCAAGCCAAUGAUAAUAAUGCCAAUAUGGUAUGAUCAACGUGACAAUGCACAAAGAAUGGUCGAUAAGCAGCUGGGUAUCCGAAUAAAUACAUUUAAUUUCACUGAUGACCAACUACUUGAUGGCAUUGAAAAACUUAUCAAUGAUGAGAAGCUACAUGAAAGAUUAACACAAAUAUCUCAUGAUAUGAGGAAUACAAAGACACAUGACGAGAUAAGCAAACUGAUUGAAAAAACCGUUCUGUCAAGCAAAAAUCAAUGA
Molecule: messenger RNA, 1326 nt
Organism: Tetranychus urticae (two-spotted spider mite)
Lineage: Eukaryota; Metazoa; Arthropoda; Arachnida; Trombidiformes; Tetranychidae
Molecular function (GO): UDP-glycosyltransferase activity
Source: RefSeq, marked provisional